Molecule: messenger RNA, 2668 nt
Organism: Drosophila obscura
Lineage: Eukaryota; Metazoa; Arthropoda; Insecta; Diptera; Drosophilidae
Gene: Cpr
Product: NADPH--cytochrome P450 reductase
Exons: 6
Coding region: 202-2250 (682 amino acids)
Biological process (GO): response to hormone
Cellular component (GO): cytosol
Molecular function (GO): flavin adenine dinucleotide binding; FMN binding; NADPH-hemoprotein reductase activity
Source: RefSeq, a predicted model, not a curated record
AUUAAGCGCUGGCCGCGCAGUCGUUGUCGUCGUCCACUUCGCGGUGCAUGUAAAACAGCAAGCGAGAAAACGUGUACAGAAAAUAAACCAAAGAGAGAAGUGGAGAAACAGGAAAACAGGAAGAGGCGCAUCUGUAAAUCCGAUCGUGUGUAUAAUCGUUACAACCUCACAUCCGUUGCACGUCGGACUUGUGUCACCUAAAUGGCUAGUGAGCAGACAAUGGAGGGAGCAGCAGCAGCCGCCGCCGAUGCCGUCGCUGCCGGCGACGAACCCUUUCUGGGACUCCUCGAUGUGGCACUGCUCGCGGUCCUGAUCGGAGGAGCAGCCUUUUACUUUCUGCGUAGCCGCAAGAAGGAGGAGGAGCCCACACGCAGCUAUUCCAUACAACCCACAACAGUGUGCACGACCAGUGUUGCCGAUAAUUCGUUCAUUAAGAAGCUAAAGGCCUCGGGACGCAGCCUGGUGGUCUUCUAUGGCUCUCAGACCGGCACUGGCGAGGAGUUUGCCGGCCGUCUGGCCAAGGAGGGCAUUCGCUAUCGUCUCAAGGGCAUGGUUGCCGAUCCCGAGGAAUGUGAUAUGGAGGAGCUGCUGCAGCUGAAGGACAUCUCCAACUCGCUGGCCGUGUUCGCCCUGGCCACCUAUGGCGAGGGCGAUCCCACGGACAAUGCCAUGGAGUUCUACGAGUGGAUAACCAACGGCGAUGUCGAUCUAACUGGUCUCAAUUAUGCGGUCUUUGGGCUGGGCAACAAAACCUACGAGCACUACAACAAGGUGGCCAUCUAUGUGGACAAGCGGCUGGAGGAGCUGGGCGCCAAUCGUGUCUUUGAGCUGGGACUGGGCGAUGACGAUGCCAACAUUGAGGAUGACUUCAUCACGUGGAAGGAUCGCUUCUGGCCAGCCGUUUGCGAUCACUUUGGCAUUGAGGGCGGCGGCGAGGAGGUGCUGAUACGCCAGUACCGUCUGCUGGAACAGCCGGAUGUGCAGCCGGAUAGGAUCUAUACGGGCGAGAUUGCACGCCUGCACUCGAUGCAGAAUCAGCGACCGCCCUUCGAUGCCAAGAAUCCGUUCCUGGCGCCCAUCAAGGUCAAUCGGGAGCUGCACAAGGGCGGCGGACGGUCGUGCAUGCACAUCGAGCUGAGCAUCGAGGGCUCCAAGAUGCGCUACGAUGCCGGUGAUCAUGUGGCCAUGUAUCCGAUCAACGACAAGAGUCUCGUGGAGAAGCUGGGACAGCUGUGCAAUGCCGAUCUGGAUACGGUGUUCUCACUGAUUAACACGGACACGGACAGCAGCAAGAAGCAUCCGUUCCCCUGCCCCACCACCUAUCGCACGGCCCUCACCCACUACCUGGAGAUUACUGCCAUUCCGCGCACGCACAUACUCAAGGAACUGGCCGAGUACUGCACGGACGAGAAGGAGAAGGAACUGCUGCGCAGCAUGGCCUCCAUUAGCCCGGAGGGCAAGGAGAAGUACCAGAGCUGGAUCCAGGAUGCCUGUCGCAAUGUUGUCCACAUUCUGGAGGACAUCAAGUCCUGCAGGCCGCCCAUCGAUCAUGUUUGCGAGCUGCUGCCGCGCCUGCAGCCACGCUACUACUCGAUCUCAUCGUCUGCCAAGCUGCAUCCCACCGAUGUCCAUGUGACGGCCGUUCUGGUCGAGUACAAAACGCCCACGGGCCGUACGAACAAGGGUGUGGCCACCACCUACCUGAAGAACAAGGUGCCCGGCGGCAGCGACGAAGUGAAGGUGCCCGUCUUCAUUCGCAAGUCGCAAUUUAGGCUGCCCACGAAGCCAGAGACGCCCAUUAUCAUGGUGGGACCGGGCACCGGUCUGGCGCCCUUCCGCGGCUUCAUCCAGGAGCGACAGUUCCUGCGCGAUGAGGGCAAGACAGUGGGCGAAUCGGUGCUCUAUUUUGGCUGCCGCAAGCGCAGCGAGGACUACAUCUACGAGUCCGAGCUGGAGGAAUGGGUCAAGAAGGGCACGCUCAAUCUCAAGGCGGCCUUCUCCCGGGACUCCGGCAAGAAGGUCUAUGUGCAGCAUCUGCUGGAGCAGGAUGCGGAUCUGAUAUGGAAUGCGAUUGGCGAGAACAAGGGACACUUUUACAUAUGCGGUGACGCCAAGAACAUGGCCGUGGACGUUAGGAACAUUUUAGUGAAAAUUUUGUCCACCAAGGGUAACAUGAGCGAGGCCGAUGCCGUGCAGUAUAUCAAGAAGAUGGAGGCCCAGAAGCGCUACUCCGCCGAUGUCUGGAGCUAAUCGGAGCGGCGUCCUCUUCUUUCCCCUUCUUUCUACACAAAAGCAAAUGAGAGUCGAAACACGCAUAGAAAAAGAAAACACACACACACACACACACACGCAAUGGAAAACACCAUAAAUAGGCCACACGAUAAGCUUAAAGUUGUCUAGUUUGUUAAGCGUAAAUAGGCGUAAUAAUUUUUGGUUUGGGAACUCCUUCUGCGGUUCAACAAACAGUGAAUGAGUAGUAAUGAUUAUUAUGUGUAUGUACAUCUUAGUUUAAACAAAAAAUGAUUAUAAAUGUUUGUGCCUUCGGAUUGUGAAGCGAGACGCAAUGUUUCCGCAUUGUUUAAUGCACAUGAGCGCUUAAUCAAGUUAUUGUUUUAAGUAGUUUUGUAUGUGUGUGCGAUUAUUAAUUUAAAACACAUUUUUACAAGCA